AUGAGCAGCUCAGACUCGGAAAACUCUCCAAGAAACACCACCGCCCACGAACUCUUGAAAGACCGGAUACCUAGCGCAACAACUGGAAUCAGGUCAUCUCGGUCUAGUUCAGGUCCCAUUCCUUCCCGACAGCAAAGUUUGAAUCAAUACACGCUGGACAAGGAGUUUGAGGACACGUUGAAUGUUGCCCUUGAGAACAUCGACUCGAACCCGUUUAUUAAUAUAAGUCGUCGACCUACAAUUGACAAUACAGACGCCUUUUCUUUAAAGAGUCUCAACAAAAUGAAUACAAACGCUUAUGGUUACGGAUUGGACGACGGCGAUAUUCCUUUGAUCCCGUCCAACGACCAGAUUCUCGACCCUUCUGACCAGCGACCUACUUCCAAGGCCGACUCCAGAACUAUCUGGUCCAAGGGCGUGCAAUCGCUGCUUAAUUCCUCCAACAGGUUGGUUCUGGGUUCCAGAGGCAAGAAAAAGGGGGUCCAACUGCCCUCCGACGACUCCCCCGUCGGCGAUAUCAACUUCCACGAAGAGCGCGUCAUUAUCCCCCACAUGGACAACGGAUUCCCGUCCAACGCGGUGUCCAAUGCCAAAUACAAUGCGCUUUCGUUCUUCCCCAUCAUUCUGUACGAGCAGUUCAAGUUCUUCUUCAACCUGUACUUCCUGCUCGUUGCAUUGUCCCAGGCCGUGCCCGCUCUGCGAAUCGGCUACCUGUCGUCGUACAUUGUUCCCUUGGCGUUUGUGCUGACGGUGACGAUGCUAAAGGAGGCCAUCGACGAUAUCCAAAGACGUCGUCGAGAUAUGGAGCAGAACAACGAGCUCUACGAGGUUCUGGGCUCUAUCAAGAAAGUUCCCGCCAAAAACCUCAAAUGCGGCGACCUGGUCAAACUUUACAAAGACAGAAGAGUGCCUGCAGACAUGGUUUUGCUGCAAUCAAGCGAAAAUAAUGGAGAGUCUUUUAUUAAGACGGACCAGCUUGACGGUGAGACCGACUGGAAGCUCAGAAUCGCAUGUCCGCUGUCGCAAGGUCUUUCUGAAGACGACUUAGACCUGAUCAAGAUCACAGCUUCGCCUCCUUCUAAACAUAUACACUCCUUCUUAGGAAAACUCACCUUUGGCGAUCAUACAACUCCUCUCAGCAUCGACAACACACUGUGGGCCAACACCGUGCUUGCCUCGGGAACCGCAGUUGGAUGUGUGAUCUACACGGGUAAAGACACCCGGCAAUCGAUGAACACCUCUGUUCCAGGAGUCAAGACUGGACUUUUGGAGCUCGAAAUCAACAACCUCUCCAAGAUUCUUUGUGCGUGCGUUUUCAUUCUUUCCUUUGUGUUGGUGGCAUGCCAGGGAUUCACAAGCGACUGGUACGUGGACGUGAUGCGGUUCUUAAUUCUGUUCUCGACAAUCAUCCCUGUGUCUUUGCGUGUGAACCUCGAUCUCGGCAAGUCGGUGUACGCCUACCAGAUAGAGCACGACGACUCGAUCCCAGAAACGGUUGUGCGUACAAGCACGAUCCCAGAAGACCUGGGCCGGAUCGAGUACUUGUUGAGCGAUAAAACAGGAACCUUGACCCAGAACGACAUGGAACUUAAGAAAUUGCAUCUUGGAACUGUUUCUUAUGCCGGAGACAGCAUGGAUCUGGUGGCCGAAUACGUCCGCAACGGCAAUGAGCACGUUAAGACUUCUAGAAGAGACCUGGGUGCCCGGAUCAGAGACCUUGUCAACACUUUGGCCAUCUGCCACAACGUGACACCAACCUACGAAGACGGCGAGUUGAGCUACCAGGCUGCAUCGCCAGACGAAAUUGCCAUUGUUAAAUAUACAAAGAGCGUCGGUCUGUCUUUGGUGAAACGGGAUCGUACUAGUUUGACCACAUUGCACGAAGCUACCAACAAGACGUUUGACUAUGACAUCUUGCAAGUGUUCCCGUUUAGCUCGGAGACGAAGCGAAUGGGAAUUAUUGUUCGCGACAAGACCCGCGAAGAGCUGUGGUUCUUGGAAAAAGGCGCCGAUACGGUGAUGGCCAAGAUCGUUCAACAGAACGACUGGCUCGAGGAAGAGACAGGAAACAUGGCCAGAGAAGGACUUCGUACUUUGGUGAUUGCCAGAAAGAAGCUCACCACCAACAUUUAUGAAGAGUUUUUGGCACGGUACCAGGAAGCCAGCUUGUCGAUGCUCAACAGAGACCAGGCCAUGGCCAAGGUUCUGUCGCAGUACAUGGAGCACGACCUGGAGCUGCUGGGUCUAACAGGAGUGGAAGACAAGCUUCAAAAGGACGUCAAGUCUUCGAUCGAGCUGCUGAGAAACGCAGGCGUCAAGAUCUGGAUGCUGACCGGUGACAAGGUCGAGACGGCGCGGUGUGUUGCCGUGAGCGCCAAACUGAUCUCCAGAGGCCAGUACGUGCACACCAUUACGCGGCUGAGCCGGCCCGAGUACGCGUUGCAGCAGAUCGAGUACCUACGCACCAACAGAGACGCUUGUCUUUUGAUCGACGGCGAGUCGCUUGGAAUGUACCUCAACUACUUCAAGCAAGAGUUCUUCGACGUUGCCAUCCAUCUCCCUGCUGUUGUUGCGUGCCGGUGCUCUCCGCAACAAAAAGCCGACGUUGCUUGGUUCAUCCGCAAGUCCACCAACAAACGGGUCUGCUGUAUUGGUGACGGAGGUAACGACGUUAAUAUGAUCCAGAGCGCCAACGUGGGUGUUGGUAUCGUUGGGAAGGAAGGAAAACAGGCCUCGCUGGCAGCCGACUUCUCUGUGACUCAAUUCUGCCACCUCACAAAGCUUCUUCUCUGGCACGGCAGAAACUCGUAUAAAAGAAGCGCAAAGCUUGCCCAAUUUGUCAUCCACAGAGGUCUCAUCAUUUCGGUGUGCCAGGCGGUGUAUUCGAUCAGUUCGUCGUUCGAGCCGCUUGCGUUGUACCAGGGCUUUUUGAUGGUUGGUUAUGCCACCUGUUACACAAUGGCUCCUGUGUUUUCACUGGUUUCUGACUCGGACGUGAACGAAAACCUGGUUUCCCUGUAUCCAGAGCUGUACAAAGAGCUGACGGCCGGACGGUCGCUGUCGUACAAGACCUUCUUCGUCUGGGUGUUUGUUUCUCUGUACCAGGGAAUUGUGAUCCAAGGCUCGUCCCAAACGUACAAGGGACUGGAAACUGCAAACUUCACCAAACUGGUUGCUCUGAGUUUCACAGCGCUGGUGCUGAAUGAGCUCGCAAUGGUGGCCAUCGAGAUCAACAAGUGGAACAAGGCCAUGAUGUUCAGCGAGAUCAUCACGCUGGCCAUCUACAUCGGGUCGAUUCCGUUCCUCUCUGAAUAUUAUGACAUGAAGUACGUGAAGAGUGUCUCUUUCCUGUGGCAAACAGUGACGAUUCUGGCCGUUUCGCUGCUGCCAAUCUGGGCAGCAAAGGCCAUCAACCGCAAACUCAGACCUCCAAAUUACGCAAAGGUCCAACAGGCAUAA
This is a messenger RNA of Ogataea philodendri, 3459 nucleotides long. RefSeq lists its product as uncharacterized. The record is from RefSeq and is a predicted model, not a curated record. The coding region runs from base 1 to 3459 and encodes 1152 amino acids. Gene Ontology annotation, molecular function: magnesium ion binding; ATPase-coupled intramembrane lipid carrier activity; ATP binding. Gene Ontology annotation, biological process: phospholipid translocation; retrograde vesicle-mediated transport, Golgi to endoplasmic reticulum; endocytosis. Lineage: Eukaryota; Fungi; Ascomycota; Pichiomycetes; Pichiales; Pichiaceae. Gene Ontology annotation, cellular component: plasma membrane; trans-Golgi network; endosome. The transcript has a single exon.